AUGUAUCAAAGCCUGGCCUUUUCUUCCAAUCAGUCCCAUUACACGCAUGACACCGGGAAUUACAUCCAUCCCUCGGCCAGCUCUCCCGUCUACGUCCCUUCCACCAGGGUUCCUGCCAUGCUGCCCACCCUGCCCUACCUGCAAACCUGCGACUCGCCCCAUCAGUCUCACGGCCUCAGUGGUCAUCACGGCUGGCCCCAGGCCGGCACAGACGGCUCUUCCUUCACGCCCAGCAGCCCCCAUCCCUCACAUGGAUUCUCCUACUCGCACAGCCCGCCCGUGAGCACCAACACCGGGCGAGAUGCAACCUACCAGAGCCCGCUGGUUCUCGGAAACGGAGCUCGCCCUGACCAGUACGGAGGCGCUCUGGUGCGCUCGGUCGGAGGUUCCUACUCCAACCCGUACGCCUACAUGAGCCCCGAGAUGGCGACAUCCUCCUGGACGCCGGGACAUUUCGAAAGCGGGGUGAUCAGCCUGCAGGGCCGACAAGGUGGUCUGUCGGGGAGAAGAUCCAGUCUGGACUUGAUAGACGACAUGCCCACGGAGGGCAGGGAGUGCGUCAACUGUGGCUCCGUGUCGACCCCGCUGUGGCGCAGAGACGGGACCGGGCACUACUUGUGUAACGCCUGCGGCCUCUAUCACAAGAUGAACGGCAUCAACAGGCCCCUCAUCAAGCCGCAGAAACGACUGCAGACCACAUCACGCCGGGCCGGCUUGUGCUGCACUAACUGCCAUACCAGCACCACCACACUGUGGAGACGCAACGCUGAGGGAGAACCUGUCUGUAAUGCCUGUGGCCUCUACAUGAAGCUACAUGGGGUGCCCAGACCUCUCGCAAUGAAGAAAGAGAGCAUUCAGACAAGGAAGAGGAAACCCAAGAUGCCCAAGAAUAAAACAUCCACAGGAUCUAUCACCUCUGACACCGGCUCCCCAACCUCCCUGUCAGUCUCAGAGCACGCUUCCACUAUUAAGAGUGAACCCAACAUGGCCCCGUCACCCUAUGCUGGACAGACUGUCACAUCUGCCACUCAGACUGCUUCUCAGUUGGACAGCACAGCCUCAGGACACGUGGACAUUAAAUAUGAGGAUUUUCCAUUUACUCCAACCUCCUUGGCUCCACAGAAUUCCUGGUGUGCGCUGUCUCAAGCAUGA
Messenger RNA from Pelmatolapia mariae (spotted tilapia), 1152 nucleotides. It is a transcript of the gene gata5, whose product is annotated as GATA binding protein 5. The coding region runs from base 1 to 1152 and encodes 383 amino acids. The record is from RefSeq and is a predicted model, not a curated record. The transcript is spliced from 6 exons. Lineage: Eukaryota; Metazoa; Chordata; Actinopteri; Cichliformes; Cichlidae. Gene Ontology annotation, cellular component: nucleus. Gene Ontology annotation, molecular function: zinc ion binding; RNA polymerase II cis-regulatory region sequence-specific DNA binding; DNA-binding transcription factor activity, RNA polymerase II-specific. Gene Ontology annotation, biological process: positive regulation of transcription by RNA polymerase II; cell fate commitment; cardiac muscle tissue development.